CACAAUAUUUCCCAUAUAAAGUAAACCUUAUGGUUCAUUGUCUUUUAAUUCUAUGCUUGAGUUCAUUAUUCUAUAGCUCAGCAGCAUGGCUAGUAGUUAUUUUCUCCUACUUGUUUUAGUUCUUUCUGUUUUCUCAGUUUCUGCUGAUGUGUUUGUGAGCCUAGAUUGUGGAUCUUCAGAAGCAUACACUGAUCAUGAAACUUCAAUAGAUUGGUUAGGAGAUGUUGACUACGUAGCCAAUGGAGAAUCUCAUGUUGUACCAUCCAACAACUCAAUAUCACACGUAAUGGACACUCUAAGAGUGUUCACAAGCAGGACCAAAAAUUGUUUCCUGAUUGAUGAAAUCGAAAAGGGUGGAAAAGUUCUAAUUCGAGCUAGUUUUCACUAUGGAAAUUAUGAUGGGAAAUCAAAUCCACCAUCAUUUGCACUUCAAUUUGAUGGAAAUCAUUGGGCCAGUGUGUCAACUAUGAGUGAUCAACUUGUAUAUUAUGAGACAAUUUAUGUCGUUAAAGGCGAUUACCUUACUGUGUGUCUUGCUCAGACAGAGGAAAAUCAAUUCCCUUUUAUCUCAGCACUUGAAGUUCGUGGCUUGGAUUCUACUAUGUAUAGUCAUGUUGAUGAUAAUCAUGCUUUGUUCUUGAGAAGAAGAGUUGCUUUUGGUUCCAAUAAAACUAUCAGGAACACAGAUGAUCCCUAUGACAGGAUAUGGGCUCCUGGUUCUGGAAGUUCAAUAGAAACACUCACUAGUGAUGCCUCAACAAUUGACACUAGUCAUGGAGAUCAACCCCCACAACAAGUGUUACAAAAUGCAAUUUCCACAAACAAUUCAUUAAGUAUCAUAUCAUGGAACAUGAAUUUUCUUCCUAUUGAUAAUGUUAUCUACAUGAACAUGUACUUCUCUGAAGUAACUCAACUUGAUGACAACCAAACAAGAUCAUUUAGAAUUUUUCAAGACACUGAGUCUAUCUCUGAACCAAUUUUGCCACCUUAUGAGGAUUUUAUUCAAAUGUAUGUUAGCAAUGUCACUGUUUCACCAUCCACUGUUUUUUCUGUUGUGAGAACCACAAAUUCAACACUUCCUCCUCUUAUCAAUGCCUUGGAAAUAUUCACUACUAGUAAUGCAUUGAGUGAUGGAACAAACACCCAAGAUGUGGAGACUUUAAUAUCAUUGCAAAAGGAAUUUGAAGUAUUACAAGGCUGGAUUGGUGAUCCUUGUCUUCCAUCACCUUUUACGUAUGAUUGGAUCAAUUGUAGCAGCAGUGAUCCACCUCGCAUUACAGCACUGUACUUGAGUAAAUUCAAUCUAUCAGGAUCACUUCCAGAUUUUAGUUCCAUGGAUGCUCUUGAGACAAUUGAUUUGAGUAACAACAAUUUGGAUGGACCUAUUCCUGAUUUUUUUGGCACAUUACCGAAUCUUAAAGAACUGAAUUUAGCAAAUAACAAGUUCAGUGGACCAGUCCCUGCUUCAUUGUCAAACAAAAAUGGCCUAACCUUAGAUACUUCAGGCAAUUCAGAUUUGUGCAGUUCAUCAGAAGAAUCUUGCCAAAAUAAUGACUCAUCAUCACCAGGAAAUGAUCAGCCAACAACUGGAUCAACCAAUAAUAAUAAGAAGAAGAAGAAGAAAAAAAAUAAUUUGCCAAUAAUACUGGGAACUACAAUAUCAGCCUUCUUGCUUCUGUGGGCUAUUGUGGGUAUUUUUGCUAUUUUACACUACAAAAACAAAAGGGCUGCUACAUCUCUUAUCAAUCCAGGGCAAGCUAGUGGAGGCAGCACCCCUUUUGUAGAUAGAGUCCAAAUGUCUGAAAAAAUUGAAAAGAAUCCAGAGGUUACUGCCCAUGAUCAUGAAAACUCAACAAAUGUUUAGCUUUACAUGUUUCUUAAUUUCAAAAAGAAGAUUAAUGCAAGGUUAAUUAGAAAUAUCAAAUUUAUUAUUAAGUUGGCUAGCAAGAAAAUAAUACAUGUAAUGUAAUGUAAUGUUUAAGAUUUUGUAAUUUGUUGUAAUUAAUUUUCUUACUGUUUUUGGAUCAUAGUGACUUUGUUUACUUAA
Messenger RNA from Solanum lycopersicum (tomato), 2047 nucleotides. RefSeq names its product putative leucine-rich repeat receptor-like protein kinase At2g19210. Gene Ontology annotation, molecular function: protein binding. The record is from RefSeq and is a predicted model, not a curated record. Lineage: Eukaryota; Viridiplantae; Streptophyta; Magnoliopsida; Solanales; Solanaceae.